Molecule: messenger RNA, 1412 nt
Organism: Musa acuminata AAA Group (dessert banana)
Lineage: Eukaryota; Viridiplantae; Streptophyta; Magnoliopsida; Zingiberales; Musaceae
Product: SAP-like protein BP-73
Exons: 3
Coding region: 210-1259 (349 amino acids)
Biological process (GO): DNA-templated transcription termination
Source: RefSeq, a predicted model, not a curated record
GAGUGCCCUUAUCACGAUCGUUCGCGCUUCUUCCACCUCUGGAAACCACACCGAAUCCCGCCUCCGAAACCCUAGUCUCCUCCGCCGCCGCCGGCGUAGCCGACUGCGACAAGGAGGGCUUCGACUGGAGAAGAAAGCAACACGUCGACGAUAAAUCCCAGGGUCUGGUUCUGGAGCUUGGCUGCUGGUUAAUAGUUCGGAAGGAAGGGAUGAUGACCAUCGGUUAUGUGUCGCAAGAUGGAAAAUCCUGUCUGCUUCCAGGGAUACCCAGAAGAGCUAUUCUGUCAUCGUAUUCAUGUCAUAGAAGCCAGCAGCUGUUCGUUGGUAGCAAACCCAUCCCUUCCUUUAGUUCAAUGAGGACAUCUGUGACUUGCAAUGCUAGUUAUAACAAUUAUAAGAGAAAUCCUGAUUUCUCUAGACAACCGAAGGGGUCUUCAAGGGGCAAGAAGAAGCAAUCUCAAGAGUCUGAGCAGUCUGACAACACUGAAGUAAUGGAUUUUAUGUCCUCCAAAAAUGGGUCAUUGCUUUCUCCAAGUGCUAAUACUAGAUAUCAGGCUACUGCAACUUCAGGACAAAGAGAGAGAGAAAUAGUUGAGCUGUUCCGGAAAGUUCAAGCACAAUUACGAGAGCGGGCUGCAAUCAAGGAAGAGAAGAAGAUUGAAGCUGCACAACAGGGUCAAAGCAAGAAGGGAACUGUCACUUCGGUUCUCAAAUUAUUAAGGAGGCAUUCAGGGGAUCAGAAGAAGACAACUAGUCCAGGAGAGGAAUUUUCUGUUGACCAAGUAGAAAGAAGCAACACAUUUGAGGAUGAGCAGAAUAUAAAUCCCUUUGGCCCUAGUGAUAGCAAGUCAGAGGAGUCUGAUGUACGAGGCCCUCUUCCUUCUGCUAGGCCUGCCUCAAAUUUUAGUAGAAAAUCUCCUGUUCCUAGAAUGGAGUUGCAACCUGUACUUUCAGCAGAGGAGGAUAUCAACUCUGCUCCUUCCGAGUCACGAGGGAGAAGGAAGAAGACUGGCGAUUAUGAGUCUGUGCAAUCAGCACCUGUGGAGUCUGUUGUGUUGGAUGGUCCAGAUGAGUUAUCAUCAGAUGAUCAGUUGGAUCCUUCUGGUUCUGAUGAAACUAUAGAAUCAUCUUCUACCGAAGCUUCUCCUGAUUUGGGUUCCUUGAAACUUUCAGAAUUGAGGGAUCUUGCAAGGUAUCGAGGGGUCAAAGGGUAUUCCAAACUCAAGAAAGGAGAACUGGCUGAAUUAUUGAGUGCUUGAUGCUUCACAUGAACGGUAAAAGAAAAAAAAAGUAUGAUUGUAUAUAUGUAGCUCAUCUUUUCCAUGUUUUGUUUUUGACAAUUAAACAUUGUUUAUUGUUGUUUUGGGAGUUCGUUUUCUCCAUUGUCUUACUGUCUGAUGCAUUUGUUAGAA